CGGUUCAGUGACUGAUUAUUAUAAAAUACGGACAGUUGGAAUCGUUGUAUAAUAUAUACAAAAUCCUUUAAAAAACAGGAGCAGAGAAGGAACAUAAAUUUAACAUUCGAGUGCCUCUGUAAACAAUAACUGUUAAGAGUUCCGAACUGGAGAAAGUUAUCUCCUCGACUCCCGACACCAAACAUAGAAAAGGAGAAUCCCGUAAGGAAGGUGUCGGGGUAUGUGUACACAUCAAUCCUUCCGCGGAGUACAGACAAACAGGAGUCAAAGCACAGAUAAGUAAAUUUUCCCAUGGAGAAAGUUUUCUUGCCGGUUGGAAUCAAAAGUCCGAGGUGAAUCCUCAAAAUAUGGCUAUAGUAGAACGUUCGGUUAGAAAGGGUGUAGAUCUUAUUCCUACUUGCGUUUUCACCUCGAAAAAUUCGGAAAUAUCGCAGUCGACGCGUCUAGAAAUAGCUAAAGGAGUUAGUCACAUUCAGGACUCUUCAAAAGUUCGCAGGGAGGAAAAUCAAAGUGGAAACCAAGCGGAUGCUUCGAAACGUUUACGUAACGACAGUACAAAGGAGGUGAAAAUCGAAAGAGAUAUUGUUGUUAACGCUAAUGUGGUGAACAGGAAGGAUGUGUCGAAUGUUAAACAAACGGAUACGGUUUCUAAAACGAAAGAUAAAAGUUUACAUUCUCCUAAUGUUAAGAAAUCUUCCACAUCUAAUAGUAUAAACUCCGUUUCUAAGAAUAAGGAAUCGACGGGAAAAAACCAGGAAGACAACUUAUCUGAUAAAGUUGCCGGUGGUAAUUGCUCAAGUAUCAGGACUAGCAUCGCUAGAAACGAAACAGUUAACAACGAAAGCAAUUCUUGCAAGGGAACUAAAAUUAAUUCGGAAGUUUCGAGGAAGAACGUUAAAGACGAUAAGAGCUGCACUGGUGAUGCGGUUGGUGAAAAAGAUGUUAAAACGGGUAGUAGUAAGAUUAAACAUUCGUCACUUCAAGAUGGAGUCAGUGAUAAUUCGAUUAUUAAAUCACCCGCUGGCAUAAAUAGCCAGGAAAGAAAGUUAGACAAGGAUAAAAGUACUAGUGUAAAACUGAAAGAGAAUGCGUGCGAUAAAAUCGAUACCAACGGUCGAGUGUCGGAUAUAAAAGGAAAGGAUGAGAUGAAAAAUAAAACAAAUCCUAUUGAUAAAGCAUUUAUUGUUAAGAACAAGGAUAAUGUUGUAGAGAAGACCGAAGCGUGUGAUAAAACGAAAGUAAAAACUAAGAACUCUAGCGAAGAAAAGAGUACGCUUUCUAGUGUAAAAGGCGGCAGUAUACAAGUCAAAAAUAAUAUUAGCGAUAGGAUAUCUACUUUAGAAAAAAUCACGAAUAAAAAUCCUGCAAAAAUGCCGGAUAAAUCUAUUCCUUUGGAUAAAGUUUCGAUUGCAAGAAGCAAAUUUUCUUCGGCUGAUAAGUCUCCUUUAUCAAACAAAGUGACAGCCUCUAAAAGUAAAGAUAACGAGAAGGAUAAAGCAGGCACUAACGACGAUCAAACGUCUAUAAAUAGUAACGCCGUUCAUAAUAAUAUAACUACGAAAGUUGGUGAUCAAAGUAAAAAUUUUGGUAGUGAAAAAGUUUCUCCCGUUAGAAAUAAAGAUAAUUCAAAUGAUAAAGUCGACACGACAGAGAAAACAUCUGCUAGAAUAAAUAAGGAUAAAGAGGAGAAAAGCGAUAAAACAUCUGUAGCGAAAAGAAAGGAUAACUUAAAGGAUAAAGGCAGUCGCUUGGACAACUUAACUAACUCGAUGAGUAAGGAUAAUAUAAAGGAAUCUUUAUGUAACAACAAUAAAACUACGUCGAAAAAUAAAGAUAAUUUAAACGAUAAAGAUCCACCUAACGACAAAAAGAGAUUAAAGGGGAAAAUGAAUACGCAGGAUGUGGAGAGUAGUGGUACCAAAAUGUCAACAUUAAAAAGUAAAGACAUUGUACAGAAUAAAAUAGAUAACAGCGAUAAAAGUUCAAUGUCGAAAGACAAAGGUAGCGUACAGGAAAAGGUUGCUAUCGCUAAAUUUUCAGAUGAAAAAAGCAAGAAUAUUAUGGAGGAAAAAGGUAACAAAAUGUCCAAUGUGAAAAUAAAGGAAGACGUGCGAAAUAAAAUGGGUUCCGCCGAAAAAUCGCCCAUUUCGAAAGAAAAAUCGGAUCCAGGAAACGUAAAAAGUAAGGAUUCUUUACUUGAGAAGAGUAACAAAUCCGAAAAAGACGAUAAAAAUGAUUCACAGAAAAAAAUUGAAACGAAAGAUAAAAAGGGUGAAAAAUUGUCGAAUUUAAAAAGUGAGGAAAAUAUGGAUAAAAGAAUUACUGUUGACAAAAAGAAAGGUAAGUGUAACGAUCAGGAUCGUCCAGUUGCUGCUGAUAAAACGUCUAAUGUAAAAAGCAAGCAAAAUAUUUUAGAUAAAUCUGGAAGCUCUGAAAAUGCAGUAAAAGGAAAAGAAUAUAUUCAGGAUAAAGGCAGUUCUAGUGAAAAAUCGAUUAAAGACAAAGACGAUAAACAAAAAGUUAAAUCAAACGAUAAAGCGUUAUCAAAAGGUGGAGACCAGUCUAUUGAUAAAAGUACGGAUAAAAGUAAAGAUCACACUCCCAACAAAUAUAAUUCUAAUGAAAAACUGCAAAAGGAAGUGAAAGAUAAAAUGAGUCACACGGAGGAAAUAUCAGCAAAAUUUAGUAGAUCUACACAGGAAAAAAAUAGUCACAUUAAUAAAAUGGCAAAAUGUAACGAUUCUUUACAGGAUAAGUGCUGUUUCGAAGAAAAAUCAACAAAAGAUUCCGUGCUAAACAAAGUGGGUUCUACCGAAAAAACGGAAGUGAGAAACAAGGAUGCUGCGAAGGACGAUGUUACCCUCACUGAAAAAUUAAAAAUCAAGGAUAAGGUGGUUAAAGACGAUUCUGUAGCGAAAACGGCGACGAAGAUUAAGGAAUAUUCCACUAAUAAAUUAAGUAACAAAGAUUCCACGAAGGAUAUUCCUAAUUCUAACGUCGACAGCGCAACGAAAAGUAAGGAUACAGAGGUGAAAAAAACUACUAAUGAGAAACCUUCAGCGGAUGUGGAUAAAAUCAGCACUAAAAUUAAUGUACAGGAUAAGUGUGACGUUCAGGAUAAAAUUGGAACCCGAAAUACCGAUGAUAAAUCUAUAAAAAAAAGUGAAAGUGACAAGAUAUCUUCGGUACAAAGUAACGAUGUCCAAGUUAAUACGCAGGCAACAUCGAAAGUAAAAAAGACAAAGGAAGAAAAGAAUGUAGACGAAAAAAGUUUAAACAAGGAUCGUGUCCAAAACGAAACGGGUUUGACGAUAAAUAAAAUAUCCAGUAUCAAGGAUAAUUUGCAAAAUGUUAAAAGUAUGGACGACAACGCAUUGACGAUAAUUUACAGAAGUGACAAUUCGGAAGAAAAUACCACGAAGAAAACUGGUGUUAUAAAUCUUUUGACCGAUAAGACGUCGGAAUGUACGAAGUUCAAAGAUUGCCCCGAUAAAAAUAAAGAAUCGCAGCAUAAAACACAACAAAACAAUUGUGAUAUCACAAAAACAGACACAGACAAAAAUAUAAAUAAAGACGCCCCAAACAAAAUGAAACGAGAUGAUAUCGACGGCGGUUCGAGUGAUAAUUUAGUGGACGAAAUACACAACGGUCGAAUCAAGAACAAUAGAGGUAAUCGCCCUUCCAGUUAUCCUAGUAUUUAUUAUAAAAAUGAAUUCCCAGCCUUACAACAAAGAAGCGUCAGUCAACAAGGCUUGUCUUCCGUAGAUAACGCCGAAUCUACAUCACGCGAUUGCACCUUAUCGGCCGUGGAUUAUGCCAAAUCCAGAUUUCAGAACGUCACUCAGUCGAUAAAACUGGAAGAUAUCAUCAAACCCAAGCUCAAGAAUAAUCAAUUAGUUACGGAAUUCAAAUCCAAGUGGGAAAACAACGAAGGAGUAGAGGGGCAAUCACCCAUCAUCCCUCUACCCAAACUGAAUAAUCAGAAACACCUAAGAGGUAGAUCUCAAUCUGUACAAUCCGAGAACUCUCACGGUGUUCCCAUACGUCCAUUUUUAACUAAGGGUUCGGUAGCCGAAAGGGUUUUGUUAUUUGAAUGUUGCCCAGAAAGGGCAUUGGAUAGGUCAUCGAAAUCGAAGUCUCUACUAUACAAUACUUGGAAGUCCACAACGGGAGAUAUUCAACACAAAACUCGGUUUUGGGAGAUUACUAGGGAGAAAGGCUCGUCGGCUAGGUCUAUUUAUGUUCAGAAAGAUAAAGAAAAUGUCGAAUUAAGCAGAGCAACAGCUUUAAAGAUCCAAAAAUCAAGCACACCUCGACACAUUCCUCAGUUUUUCUAUCCUCAAGGUCGACCUUUACUUCCUGUAGAAAUUGAAGCACAAUUACAAGAGAUCAAAGCAGCAUUUUCUGCCUUCAAAGAUGAAAAAGUUGAAAAGGAAGAAUUUGGAAUUAUUACCAAAGCAUGCAAUUUGCCUCUUUACUGGAAAGUUCCAUUGUUUGAAGCAGUUGUUGGAAGUAGAAAAUCAUAUGUUAGAUGCAAUAUGUUUUUGGAAUACUGGAAAAGGUUAGUGUCUAUAUGUCAUGAUGAAGCAUCUCAGUUUGUUGCUAUUCUUAGUCGAGGAAGCAGAAAAUAUUUACUUCCUGAUGAUUUCAUUGCAAUGAUACAAGAUAUAAUUGAUACUCAUCCAGGGUUAACAUUUUUAAAAGAAGCUACUGAGUUCCAUUCUAGAUACAUUCAUACAGUCAUUUCAAGGAUAUAUUAUUGUGUAAAUAGAUCAUGGAGUGGAAAAAUUAAUAUUGCAGAAUUAAGGAAAAGCAACUUUUUACAAGUUUUGGCAUUAUUAGAGAAAGAAGAAGAUAUUAAUCAGAUCACAGAUUAUUUUUCAUAUGAACAUUUCUAUGUUAUUUAUUGUAAAUUUUGGGAACUGGAUAAAGACCACGAUCUCUUUAUAGAUAAAUAUGAUCUUCAGAGACAUAAUGAAGGAGGUAAUAUAUCAAUUUUAAUUUUUAUCAGAAUUUUUCAGGGACUCAUCACAACAAACCCUAAGAGGAAGAAAGGAAAAAUGAGCUAUACAGACUUUGUAUGGUUUUUAUUGUCAGAAGAAGACAAGAGACAUCCUAGGAGCAUUGAAUACUGGUUCCGUUGUAUGGACUUAGAUGGAGAUGGUUAUUUGUCAAUGUAUGAAAUGGAAUAUUUUUAUGAAGAACAACUGCAAAGAAUGGAAGUAUUGGGAAUUGAAACAUUGCCAUUCAAAGAUUGCUUAUGUCAGAUGUUAGAUAUGAUUAGACCUAAAGUGCCUGGAUGUAUUUCUUUAUCAGAUUUAAAAUCAUGCAAAAUGACUCCAUUAUUUUUUGAUACUUUCUUCAAUCUUGAAAAAUAUUUGGACCAUGAACAGAGAGAUCCUUUUGCUUCUCAACGAGAACAAGAUUCAGAUAGCUGUGAAAUGACUGAUUGGGAUCGUUAUGCUACAGAAGAAUACGAGUUACUUGUUGCUGAGGAAGGUACAAGUGAUCAAGCAGAUGAUCUAAUAUACGAAGACUAUGAUCAAGACGACGAAUUAUCAAAUAUCCAUAAAAUAAACGGGUCAAGCAUUGUUCAACGUAGUAGUUCUGCUGCAAAUAAUGUAAACAUUGACGAUGAUGACGACGACGACGAUUUUGCAGAUUCUGAUGUUACCUAUUACUAAAAUGUAUUACGAGACAAAAUUACAGUGAGGAUAUGAAUACAAUGCCAUAAUGUAAGAUGGGUAGAGGAAUGCAUAAGCCUAUGAAUGGAAUUGAGUCAUUCCAUAAAGA
This is a messenger RNA of Centruroides sculpturatus (bark scorpion), 5793 nucleotides long. RefSeq lists its product as uncharacterized. Gene Ontology annotation, molecular function: protein phosphatase regulator activity; calcium ion binding. Gene Ontology annotation, cellular component: protein phosphatase type 2A complex. Gene Ontology annotation, biological process: protein dephosphorylation. Lineage: Eukaryota; Metazoa; Arthropoda; Arachnida; Scorpiones; Buthidae. The transcript is spliced from 17 exons. The record is from RefSeq and is a predicted model, not a curated record. Bases 348 to 5684 code for a protein of 1778 amino acids.